AUGGCGCUCUGCCUGGUCCCGGACUUCCCGGCCGUCCUGCUGGUUCUGGAGCAUUUAACGGAGCUGGACAGGCAGCUGAAGGAGGAUGGAGUCCCGUUCGCGUCCAAGGCCCGCGUCCACCUGACCGCCCUAACCGCUGCCGUCUCCGAGCUGGAGGCCGCCAGGCGCGCUGCUCACGAACACCUGGAGGUGGAAACUAUCGAGAACGGCAAGCUGAGACACCAGAUUAAGAACAUGUCCGACCGUAUGAGCGAGGAGAUGAUGGCGGAUGCAGCAGCGGCCCGGGAGUCCAACGCUGAGGAGAUGGAGCGGCUGCGCAAAGACCUCAAGCUGGUCUCACAUCUCCAGGAAGACGCUGGAGAAAAGCUGCAGGCACUUUUAAACCAGAACAAAACGCUUCACCCCGAGCGGGAGCAGGUGAAGGCCGAGCACGAGGCCGUCAUUGCUGCUCUGAAUGAACAAAUGAAUCUAAAAUACAACCUGCAGAUGCAGCUGGAUGAGAAGCUGCAGCAGAUGGAGGAGCUCAAAUCCUCCUUCGCUGCUGUCCAACAGGAAAGAACGUCCCUUGAGCAAAACAUGGCGUUACAGAGGAAGGCUUGCUCGGAGAAAAAAGGCCGCCUGUCCCGAGAGGCGGACGAGACGGUGGAGAGAAUUAAGCUGCAGGUAGAAGCCGUCGACGAGAGGAGAGAAGAGUUCGACCGCGUGAACGGCAAGAAAGAAGAAACUCUCGGGCGUUUAGGUGAACUCCGUGCUCGUGUGGACACACUGGAGAGCAUCCUGAAAAAAGUGGUGACGUCUCGGACGCAGUGUGAGCAGAAGCUGGAGGAGGAAGCCCAAAGGCACAAAGAACUGAGUCAACAAAUAGAAAGGCAGGAGAAGGAGUCUCGUGAGUUAAAGGAGGCCUUCAGUGUCACCAUCAAAAACCUUCAGGAACAAAUCGCUGCGGUGGAAAAGAAAAUGGAGGAGGACCGAGCGUCUGGGCUGCUCCUUGGAAAAUCCUUGUCUCAGAUGUGUGAGUUAUUAAAGCAUAGGCGCGAUGAGGAAAACGAAGUGCGGGCUGAGUGCGUGCACGUGUCCCAGCAGCUGGAAUGGUCCAGGCUGCAGCUGGAGGAGUGCAUCGCCUCCAUCGUCGUCCACAGCAAGGACGUCAGGAAGAUGGAGAAGGAGACCGAAGAACUCCAAGAAGCAGAAAUCAGCACCAGGCGUGCGUUUGAGAGGAACCGGGAGGAGCUGCGCAGGGAUAUGGAGUCAGCCAAGGAGAAGAUCAGUCAGUACGAGGAGGACAAGAGGAGGUUCAGUCAACUCCUGGAGGAGGCAAAGAGCAGGCACGAGGAGCAUGUGGAGAAAAUGAGGUCUGAUAUUAGUCACACAAAGAGGAGGUACGAGGAGCUGCUGCAGGAGGAGGCUGAGCUCCUGCAGCUGAAGCCCAAAAGCGCCGACAUCGACUUCCUGAUCAGCUACAUGACCCAAACAGAGAUGGAGAACAGACAAAUGGAGAAAAUCCUCCAGCAGAAGGUGCAGCAGAUCAGUGCAGAGAUCCAGGCCAUCCGCAGGAGCACCGAGGAGAAGCAGAGAGAGCUGGAGGAGAAAGAGGAGAUGCUGAAGGAGGUGGAGGCAACGUGGACCGAAAUGAAAAACAGACACGACCGUCUCACCAGCGAGCUGCGCUGGCAGAAGACUGAGCUGGAGCUGUCGAUUCAGGACACAAAGAACCAGACGGAGUUCCUGCUGGGCCAAGAGGAGGACCUGAAGGCCGAGCUGGAGGAGCUGCAGGAGACUCGCACAGACAUGCUGAGCAAACGGAGCUCAGAGCUCAGAGCCAUGGAGGUGAGCAUCUGUAACCACAGCGUGAUCCUGGAGCAGGUCAGGGUGGAGAACAGCCGGCUGCACCUCUACAUCAGUCGGGUCCAAGCAGCCAGGCAGGCGAAGGAGCAACACCAGCAGGAGGACCAAAAGCUCCGACCCAAAACAAAAGACACGAUGGAGAGUUUACGGGAGGCGUGGAGACAGGACGUCACAGUGACCCAAAAGUCUGAGAGCAGAGACGACGUCCUGCUGGGGUCCAUGAAUUCAAUGCAGAACCGACUGAAAACCAGGGAGAAGCAGCUGAUGAACGUCAGCGCCAUCCUGCACCACAAGAUGAUGGACUUUAGCAAACGGGUCGGCCUUCAAGCUACAGCGACGCAGCAAAUCUGA
Messenger RNA from Nematolebias whitei (Rio pearlfish), 2196 nucleotides. RefSeq names its product trichohyalin-like. The record is from RefSeq and is a predicted model, not a curated record. The transcript has a single exon. Bases 1 to 2196 code for a protein of 731 amino acids. Lineage: Eukaryota; Metazoa; Chordata; Actinopteri; Cyprinodontiformes; Rivulidae.